Callorhinchus milii (elephant shark) is the source of this 2223-nucleotide messenger RNA. Its product is annotated as phospholipid transfer protein. Gene Ontology annotation, molecular function: ceramide transfer activity; diacylglycerol binding; phosphatidylcholine intramembrane carrier activity. The record is from RefSeq and is a predicted model, not a curated record. Lineage: Eukaryota; Metazoa; Chordata; Chondrichthyes; Chimaeriformes; Callorhinchidae. Gene Ontology annotation, biological process: phospholipid transport; ceramide transport; high-density lipoprotein particle remodeling. Bases 126 to 1598 code for a protein of 490 amino acids. The transcript has 16 exons.
CUGCUGUGCGGGUGGAGUCGGUAUUGCGGAGCCGCGGCCGCGGUGAGUCUCGGGGACAGUGGCGGUGUCGGUGUCGGUGACUCUCCGCCGCUGAAGCCUCAGCGCUGCUCACGAUCACCGGUGUCAUGGCGGUCCUCGUCCUCCUCUUUGUGCAGCUGUUCAGCUUGAGCAUCGCUACAGAAACAAAACCCGCCUGUACCAUCCGCAUCACAUCAUCGGGGCUGGACCUCAUCCGACAGGAAGGGCUGAAUUUUGUGGCUGAGGAACUGGAGAACAUAACAAUCCCAGAGUUGUCGGGGAAGGAGGGGAAUUUCCACUACAAUAUCCGCGAUGUGAGGAUUGUGGACCUGAACCUCUCCUCGGCUGCUCUGCUUUUCCACCCCAACACUGGCCUCUGCUUCCAAGUGCACAACUCCUCCAUCUCAAUCACUUUCCACAGGAAGCUCUUCUACUGGCUCUUUCAUGACGUGGGUCAGGUCAACGCGUCAGCGGAUGGAGUGAGUUUUGAGACGGUUUUGAUGCUCGGACGCAAUGCGGCUGGGAGACUUAAAAUCACAAACAUGACCUGCACUGCGGCUAUCAGCAGCUUGACAGCACAGUUCUCUGGAACAUUAAAGAGUGUUUAUCAAAUCAUGUCAGUGUUCCUCACCAUGGGUAUACGGUUUCUCUUAAACAAGCAGAUCUGCCCAGUGUUGAGCCACGCAGCACUGGUCUCACUCAACACUAUGAUGGAUACCGUUCCAGUGAGAACCCCUGUGGAUAAAUACGUGGGGAUUGAUUAUUCUCUUCUCAGUGACCCCAAGGUCAUGUCUGACCGGCUGGAUAUGGAUUUCAGAGGGAUGUUUUAUCCACUGGAGAAUGAGAAUGAGACACUGGCCUACAGAGGGGUGGUGCCAGUGGUGAAGGAGAUGAACAGGAUGCUGCACAUGGCCGUUUCUGAGUACUUCUUUGACUCGGCCAUGUUUGCCUAUUACACGGCCAAUGUUCUAAGGAUUCAGAUUCCAGAGAGCCAGAUGUCGCUGGAUUUCGCUUACUUGUUGAGGACAACAUUCUUUGGAGCAAUUGUUUUUCAGGCCCCAGUGACGUCCCCGACUAAGGCUCCUUUGCUGUUGGAGCUGUCGGUCACGGCUCCUCCUCACUGUACCAUCAAACCCUCCGGUGUCAUGGUCAGUGUGAGCGCUCUGAUGAAUGUCCUCCUCGUGCCCUCGAACUCCCCCACAGUGACGCUGGCCACCAUAAUCAUGGAGGCGAAGUUGAGUGCACAAGUCACCAUGAAAUCAAAAAGCCUCUCAAUAAAAUUAGACUUAAAGAGAUUCAAGAUGUUUUCACCAAAGUCAACCCUGGAAUCACUUGCGCUGAUCCCUCUGCAAACUCCAGUCAAAGCUUUCCUGAAAGUCAGCAUCCUGCCAAUCGUCAAUAAGAGAACCAUGAGAGGAGUCCAAAUUCCACUUCCUGAAGGCAUUGACCUCAUCAAAGAGGUCAUGGAAAACCAUAUGGGCUUUCUGACGAUUGGAGCUGAUUUGCAUUUUUACAAAGGUUUACGGGAAGUUAUAGAAAUGAAUAAACAGGUUCAGCGCAACGGAUCCACCACUGCCUGACCCCCAGCGGGGGGACAGACGGAUAAUGCUUCACAAUAUUUACUCACUAACGAAUUUGUACUCAAUGUAAACCUUUAAUUCAUUAUUAUUAUAUUAUUUUAUGAAUAAAUCUUGUACCCUCUUCGUAACAAGCGAACCUCGACAGCUCUCUGGCAGGGAUGUGCUGGGCUGACCAGACUUCAGUAGCGGGUACACCCUCUAAAUUAGGUUAUUGCAUUAUACAACUUUGUAGAUUUCAAUUCACAACAAACGUACAUUAUCAUUGUAAGAUUUAGUGAAUGCCCGGAGCUAGAAAAUUUAAAUUGGUGUGAAUGCUUCUUGCACCACCCAUUGGUGAAUAGCAGAACUUGGCAGAUCAUUUUAGGAAAAAUACUGCCAAAAGUUAGAACUGUAUUGGCAGCACUAGUUCUUGCAGUGUUCAGAAGUGAAGGUUUCCAUUGGCUUUGGUCGGGCAGUUAAGACCUUCUUGUACAAUUUGUGAUCUUUUUGCUCUCACAUCCCUUUAGAAUGGAUGGUCUGGACCACAUUUCUGAACAACUAAUACACUGAAGCUCAGUGGCUACACAGUUUCUAUUUGAUUAACCUGGGUAAUUUCUUGUUGCGUAGUAGUAUGACAUAGUGCAGC